AUGGAAACCGAUGACAAGACCACUCAGCUGCCCUCUGGUGACGAGUCUGCUCGAUUGAUACUUGAUAAUGAGAAGCCCCCCGACUAUACCAUCGAUAUCGAAAAGGCCGCAGAUCCUCAGGAACAGUCGCAAGAGAACAAAGGCCGACAAUUUCUGAUAUGGACGACAAUCAACACCCUGGCCACCAUAGCAAUCGUCUUUACGAAUAAAGAGAUCUUCAAAGAUCCUUCCUUGCGCAAAAAUCAGUCGACAUUUGCAGCUUUCCACUUCGUUGUGACGACGGGGACGUUAUGGUACCUGUCGAGACCGAGCAUCGGCAUGUUCACGCGCUCGCGAGCACCUUUCGUCGGGAUGCUGCCACUGGGCGCAGCCAUGUGCCUCAACGUCAUCCUGCCCAACCUGUCGCUGAGUUUCUCGUCCGUGGAGUUCUACCAAUUGGUCCGGGUAUUGCUCACACCGUUGACUGCCAUCAUCAAUUUCGCCUUUUACGGUAUCAGCAUGCCUCGACAAGCUGUGUAUGCGCUGUUCCCGAUUUGCCUUGGGGUUGGAAUCAUGUCAUACUUCGAUACCCACAAGUCGACCGGGAGUGUCCCACAGACAUCAACCCUGGGUGUCUUCUUUGCGUUUUCCGGGGUCGUUGCGAGUGCAUUGUACACCGUCUGGAUUGGGACAUACCACAAGAAGUUCAACCUGAACAGCAUGCAGCUGCUGCUCAACCAAGCACCCAUCAGCGUUUUCCUGCUGCUGUAUGCUAUUCCAUUCACCGAUCAAACGCCACAGUGGUCGAGCCUUGGGUUGAACAAGUAUUUGUUGAUCUUGUUUAGCGGACUGAUGGCGGCGCUCAUCAACAUCUCGCAGUUCUACAUUGUGGCUGGAGCGGGAGCAGUUAGCAGUACGGUUGUCGGUCACUUGAAGACUUGCUCAAUCGUGGCUCUGGGAUGGAUUACAAGCGGCCGGAGCGCCAACGAUCGUGGCAUCUUCGGUAUUUUCAUGGCGAUUACCGGAAUCGUGAUGUACUCGCAGGUGAUGUUCAAACAUAAGAAGGCUCAGCAGGAACUAGCCCGCGAGGUACAGGCAGACGAGAAGAGAUAA
This is a messenger RNA of Cyphellophora attinorum, 1092 nucleotides long. RefSeq names its product Solute carrier family 35 member E3. Bases 1 to 1092 code for a protein of 363 amino acids. Gene Ontology annotation, cellular component: Golgi apparatus; membrane. Gene Ontology annotation, molecular function: antiporter activity. The transcript has 4 exons. The record is from RefSeq and is a predicted model, not a curated record. Lineage: Eukaryota; Fungi; Ascomycota; Eurotiomycetes; Chaetothyriales; Cyphellophoraceae.